Caenorhabditis elegans is the source of this 1129-nucleotide messenger RNA. It is a transcript of the gene damt-1, whose product is annotated as DNA N6-methyl methyltransferase. The transcript has 6 exons. Gene Ontology annotation, molecular function: methyltransferase activity; nucleic acid binding; site-specific DNA-methyltransferase (adenine-specific) activity. Lineage: Eukaryota; Metazoa; Nematoda; Chromadorea; Rhabditida; Rhabditidae. The record is from RefSeq and is marked reviewed. Bases 16 to 1113 code for a protein of 365 amino acids.
AUGUCAAUAGUUCACAUGGACACAGAAUUUGCGAUUCUUGAUGAAGAGAAAUACUACGAUUCAGUCUUCAAAGAACUAAAUCUGAAAACUCGCUCAGAAUUAUAUGAGAUCAGCUCAAAAUUUAUGCCCGAUUCGCAAUUCGAAGCCAUCAAGCGUCGCGGAAUUUCAAAUCGAAAAAGAAAAAUUAAAGAAACUUCAGAAAAUUCAAAUAGGAUGGAACAAAUGGCAUUAAAGAUUAAAAAUGUUGGCACUGAAUUAAAAAUUUUUAAGAAAAAAUCAAUCUUGGACAAUAAUUUGAAAUCCAGAAAAGCUGCGGAAACAGCGUUGAACGUGUCAAUCCCCAGUGCUUCUGCAUCUUCAGAGCAAAUAAUCGAGUUCCAGAAAUCAGAAUCCUUGAGUAAUUUAAUGUCGAAUGGAAUGAUCAACAAUUGGGUACGGUGCUCUGGCGACAAGCCGGGUAUCAUUGAAAAUUCAGACGGAACAAAAUUCUAUAUACCUCCUAAAUCUACAUUUCAUGUUGGAGAUGUGAAGGAUAUUGAACAGUAUUCAAGAGCACAUGAUCUCCUCUUCGACUUGAUCAUUGCCGAUCCACCAUGGUUCAGUAAAUCAGUGAAACGAAAACGAACAUAUCAAAUGGACGAAGAAGUUCUAGAUUGUCUCGAUAUUCCUGUCAUAUUAACUCAUGAUGCUCUGAUUGCUUUCUGGAUCACAAAUCGGAUAGGAAUUGAGGAAGAAAUGAUAGAAAGAUUCGAUAAAUGGGGAAUGGAAGUUGUUGCCACUUGGAAAUUGCUGAAAAUCACAACACAAGGAGAUCCAGUUUAUGAUUUUGAUAACCAAAAACAUAAAGUUCCAUUUGAAUCACUGAUGUUGGCGAAGAAAAAGGAUUCGAUGAGAAAGUUUGAGUUGCCGGAGAAUUUUGUUUUUGCCAGCGUUCCAAUGUCAGUACACUCUCACAAACCUCCAUUGCUCGAUCUUCUCCGUCAUUUUGGAAUCGAAUUCACAGAACCUCUGGAACUCUUCGCCCGAUCUCUUCUUCCAUCAACCCACAGUGUUGGUUACGAACCAUUCCUUCUACAAUCUGAACAUGUUUUCACUCGAAAUAUCUCUUUGUAAUAAAUAAUUUAUUAUG